CGGGGCCGGGGCCGGGGCCGGGGCCGGGGCCGGGGCCGGGGCCGCGACGGACCGGACCGGACCGGACCGGGCUGGAGGUGAAAAACAGGGUCUCCCUCCUGGUUCUGGGUGACUGAAGGGCAACACUGUUCUGCACAGGCGGCAGGACUUACCGUGAGAGCUGCUGUGAGGUUGCCGUGGGCUCUUCCAGGAACAAGGAAAUCGGUGAUAACCCUUCGACUCUGCUCGGUAAGCAAGAUGCCUCUUUCUUUUUCCAUCGCUUAGCGAUGAGGAGGAGCGUGGAGGAAGAGAGGCCGUGCCCAGGGGCGCCGCUCUGAUCCCGCCGCUCUGCCGGGCGGGCGGCCGGAGCGCUGCCCGCGGGGGCCGGCGGUCCCAGCCGCCAUGCUGCGCCUGGACGGGCUCUCGAGAGCAGCCGCCUCCUCCCCGGCCGCCGGCCGGCCCCGCGCCGACAUGGAGGAGCACUACCAGCCCUGCCUGGAUGGGAUUGACUAUGAUGACUUCAAUUUCGGCUCCCACAUGAUGGAGCAGAAGGAGCCUCUGAUGGAGACGACGGAAGGUCCCUACCUCGUUAUCAUUGAGCAGCCAAAGCAGCGUGGUUUCCGAUUUCGGUACGGCUGCGAAGGUCCCUCGCAUGGGGGCCUGCCGGGAGCAUCCAGCGAAAAGGGACGCAAGACGUAUCCCACUGUGAAGAUCUGCAACUACGCAGGGAUGGCCCGGAUCGAGGUGGACCUGGUGACCCACAGCGACCCUCCGCGGGUGCAUGCCCACAGCUUGGUGGGCAAGCAGUGCAAUGAGGCUGGGAACUGCGUUAUGACUGUGGGACCCAAGGACAUGACUGCUCAGUUCAACAACCUUGGUGUGCUCCAUGUCACCAAGAAGAACAUGAUGGAGAUCAUGAAGGAAAAAUUGAAGCAGCAGAAGAUGCGCAAUAGGAGUCAUCUGCUGACGGAAGCUGAGCUGCGUGAGAUUGAGCUGGAGGCGAAGGAGCUGAAGAAGGUGAUGGACCUGAGCAUUGUGCGGUUGCGCUUCACCGCCUACCUUCGCGACAGCAGUGGGAACUUCACGCUGGCCCUCCAGCCUGUCAUCUCAGACCCCAUCCAUGACAGCAAGUCCCCAGGAGCUUCCAACCUGAAGAUUUCACGGAUGGAUAAGACCGCAGGCUCAGUGCGGGGAGGAGACGAAGUCUACUUGCUGUGUGAUAAAGUUCAGAAAGAUGACAUUGAGGUGCGUUUCUAUGAGGAUGACGAGAAUGGCUGGCAAGCCUUUGGGGACUUCUCCCCCACGGACGUGCAUAAGCAGUAUGCCAUUGUCUUCCGCACACCCCCGUACCACAAGCCCAAGAUUGACCGCCCCGUCACAGUCUUCCUACAGCUGAAGCGGAAGCGAGGGGGUGAUGUGAGUGACUCCAAACAGUUCACCUACUACCCUGUGGUGGAAGAUAAGGAGGAAGUGGAGAGGAAACGCAAGAAAGUCCUGCCCCAGUUUCCCCAGCACUUUGGUGGGGGCUCACACAUGGGGGGCGCUGGCGGGGGUGCUGGGGGCUUUGGCUCUGGCGGAGGCGGGAACCUCAGCUACCCUUACUCACCUGGGCUGGCAUACAAUAACAUCUACUCGUCUGGCCCGCACCCUGUCGGGGGCUACCAGGGCGGCGUGCAGAUGAAGGCUCCCGGUACGGACGGGGACAGGGGCGACAGGCAGGUGCCCACGGAGAGCACGUACUGCCAGGAGCUGCAGAAACAUGCCCAGAUCUGUCACCUGUGGAUGCUGGCACUUGCCCGUCGCAAUGCCCAUGCCCUGCUCGACUACUCUGUCACUGCUGACCCCCGCAUGCUGCUGGCAGUCCAGAGGCACCUGGCUGCCUCGCAGGAUGAGAAUGGAGACACGCCUUUGCACCUCGCUAUUAUCCACGAGCAAACAGCUGUCAUCAAGCAGCUGAUUGAGGUUGUUGUUAGCAUCCCCAACCAGCAGAUCAUCAAUGUGACCAACAACCUGCAGCAGACACCACUGCACCUGGCAGUCAUCACCAAGCAGCCUCAGGUGGUCCAGCUCCUGCUGCAAGCCCAUGCUGACCCCACCUUGCUGGACCGCUAUGGCAAUUCCCUGCUGCACCUGGCACUUCAGGCUGGCGAUGAAGAGAUGCUGAGGACACUGCUGGCCCAUCUGGGCUCUGCUGCCCCUUAUCUGCUCCGUCUGCCUAAUUUCCAUGGCCUCCUACCUGUGCACCUGGCUGUGAAAGCAAAGAGUUUGGCCUGCCUGGACCUGCUUGUCAGGAAGGGAGCGGACAUCAAUGCUGUGGAGAGGCAGGGUGGGCGGACCCCGCUGCACCUGGCUGUGGAGAUGGAGAACUUGAACAUGGCCACCCACCUGGUGAAGAAGCUAGGAGCAGAUGUGAACAGCCGGACCUUUGCUGGGAACACCCCCCUGCACCUGGCAGCCGGCCUGGGCUCCCCGACCCUCACCAAGCUGCUCCUCAGAGCGGCAGGGGCGGACGUGUGGUGUGAGAAUGACGAGCCAGUGAGCCCGUCAUCGUCGGAAGCGAGCAGUGACACAGAUACCGACCCUGAGGAGCAGGAGCUGGGGAUGGAGCUGGAGGAGCCAACCUCCAGAGCAGAGCGCAGCUCGGACCCCAAUCCCGCUGCUGAACGGGCACGUGGGGAGGCAAGGCCCGGGCAGCGCCGGUGCCACACACCCUUGGACCUCACUCGGAGCCAGAAGGUGCGGGAGAUCUUGCUGCAGGCCUCACAGCAGAGCCCCGAGUGCGAGCUACCUGCUGCCCCCCGGCCAGGGAACGUCCUGUCCCUAGACAGUGAAAUGCUCCAGGGCUUGGAGCAGUUGUUAAACCAGGACUGCAGUGGUUCAGACUGGACCGAACUGGCCAAGAGACUGGGGUUGUGCAGCUUGGUGGAGACCUACAAGGACACACCUUCCCCCAGCAUCAGCCUUCUGCGCAGUUAUGAGCUUGCAGGUGGCAGCCUGGGCGGGCUGCUGGAGGCACUGGACUCCAUGGGGCUCAGCAAGGUCGUGAGGAUGCUGCGCAAAACGGAGACGCUGGAGAAGCUGCAAAGCACAGAAAUCAAGGAAGACAGUGCCUAUGGGAGCCAGUCGGUGGAAGAGGAGCAGCCCCCCGCCCUGGCCCUGAAGCCGUGCCCGGCGCCCACAGCCGAGCUGCCGCACAGCCAGCAGCAGCAGGUGCACUGAGCUGCCCGGGAGCCUGGCAGAGACUCACCAUCUGGGGCAUAGGGUGCCUGUGGGGGCCCUGCAGCUUCUAUGCAAGUGCCUUCUGGACUUGGGGCUUCCCUGCAGCCUGCUGCCCGGCUGCCUGGACUCUGGGGGGUCAGGAUGCAGCCCACUAGGCUGCUUUUGGCCCUGGGCUCUGGCCCCACUCUGCUCUUAUUUAAUGGUCCCUCCUCUGGUGAAUAAAGGGGGACAGUUCCCACUAACAUUUGCUGUCCAUGUCUCUGGCCUCUGCCUUGAUGGGGCAAGGCUUGAGGCAGGGCACUAAUCAAGCAGUACCAAACGGUGCCUGUGUUUCCCCUGUUGUGUGGGGCCCUGCUCUUUAGCAGAAAUACGGCCACCACUGCCCUCCUCAGCAGCCCAUGGUGCUUGGGGUGACAGCUGGGGCCCAGGGCUGUGCUCAGCCCAAGCUUUCUUCUGGGGUAUGGUUGGGAGAAGCCACAGCUCACACAAGAACUGAAGAGCACGUUUUUACUUCAGUAACCAACAGAAGAAGCUGUACAAAGUUGUUUUUUUUUUUCUCUCUUUUUCCCUGCCCCAAGCCACCUGAGGCAAGGGUGGGUUUCUUCUCCCCCCCCUUUUUUUUUGCAAUAGACUCAGAAGAGCAGAAUAAAAAGUUUGACACAUUCACAAA
Messenger RNA from Rhea pennata, 3868 nucleotides. It is a transcript of the gene NFKB2, whose product is annotated as nuclear factor kappa B subunit 2. Gene Ontology annotation, biological process: signal transduction; regulation of DNA-templated transcription. The record is from RefSeq and is a predicted model, not a curated record. Gene Ontology annotation, molecular function: protein binding; DNA-binding transcription factor activity, RNA polymerase II-specific; RNA polymerase II cis-regulatory region sequence-specific DNA binding. Gene Ontology annotation, cellular component: cytoplasm. NCBI's taxonomy places the organism in Eukaryota, Metazoa, Chordata, Aves, Rheiformes, Rheidae. The transcript has 25 exons. Bases 382 to 3198 code for a protein of 938 amino acids.